Molecule: messenger RNA, 1696 nt
Organism: Carica papaya (papaya)
Lineage: Eukaryota; Viridiplantae; Streptophyta; Magnoliopsida; Brassicales; Caricaceae
Gene: RBP45B
Product: RNA-binding (RRM/RBD/RNP motifs) family protein
Cellular component (GO): cytosol
Molecular function (GO): mRNA binding
Source: RefSeq, a predicted model, not a curated record
UCUCUAUUUAACCAAUCUUUCACGCCCCGUCGUCCAAUCCCUCCAGCAGCCCCAUCGUCUAGGGUUAGGGUUUGCAUCGUCGCCAAAAGCAAACAUUUUCUCUCUCUCUCUCUCUCUCUCUCUCGAGAACACCGAUCUUUUAUCCCUGCUCUAAUCAUGAUGCAGCAGCCUGCACCUGGACCCAUGGCUCAGCCACAACCACCAUCAAUGGUUCCACAGGCUCAACCACAGUACGGCUAUCAGCAACAGCCGCCGUAUCCGACGAUGAUGAUGCCCCAGCCUCCUCAGACGCAGGGUGCUGCUCAUCCCAUGUGGGCGCAACAGCAGCUGCCUGCUCAGCCGCAGCAAACGCAAUCUGGUCAACCCGAAGGUGGGGAUGAGAUCCGGACUCUUUGGAUCGGGGACUUGCAAUACUGGAUGGAUGAGAACUAUCUUUUGAGCUGCUUUCCUCAGACUGGAGAGGUUGUUUCCGUGAAAGUCAUCCGCAACAAGCAAACUGGUCAAAUAGAGGGUUAUGGCUUUAUUGAGUUUGUUUCACGUGCUGUUGCUGAAAGAAUUUUACAAACAUAUAAUGCAACGCCCAUGCCAAAUGGUGAACAGCUCUUCAGGCUGAACUGGGCAACUUUUAGUUCAGGGGAAAAGCGGGAUGAAACCCCUGAUUAUACAGUAUUUGUUGGGGACUUGGCGGCAGAUGUUACAGAUUAUAUGCUACAAGAGACUUUCAGGGCUCGCUAUACAUCAGUUAAGGGUGCAAAGGUUGUGAUUGAUAGGCUUACUGGACGGACAAAAGGUUAUGGAUUUGUUAAAUUUGCGGAUGAAAGCGAGCAAUUACGAGCCAUGACUGAGAUGAAUGGGGCUUUCUGUUCAACAAGGCCCAUGAGAAUUGGGCCUGCUACUAACAAGAAGACAGCUUCUGGUCAAAAAGAUUCAUAUCAGACUCCUCAAGUUCAAGGUGGGCAGAGUGAUAAUGAUCCAAAUAACACAACGAUCUUUGUUGGUGGUCUGGAUUCCAGUGUCACUGAUGAUAUUUUAAGGAGUGUUUUUAGCCAAUAUGGGGCAUUGCUACAUGUAAAGAUACCAGCAGGGAAAAGAUGUGGGUUUGUUCAAUUUGCUGAGAAACACUGCGCAGAGGAAGCAUUGCGAAUGCUAAAUGGAAUCCAGUUGGGAGGCCAAAAUGUCAGACUUUCUUGGGGUCGAAGUCCUUCAAACAAACAGCCACAGGCAGAUCCUAACCAAUGGUCCUAUGGGGGAUACCCACAACCACAGGGACAUGACUACUAUGGAUAUGCUGCCCAAGACCCUAACAUGUUCUAUGGAGGCUAUCCAGGCUACGGAAAUUAUCAGCAGCCACAGCAACAGCCACCAUCUCAGCCGCAGCAGCAGCAACAGCAGCCGCAGCAAAUGGGAUUUAGCUAUUAAUAUGCAAUUUUUGAGAGCUAUAUAUAUAUUCUAUGGCCAAUCUUUAUUGACUAAAGACUUAGAGCCGCCUUGAGUUUGUGCCUAUAGAAACAUAUGCUCAUAUCAGCAGUAGCUCGACUUAAAUUUAGUUGGUUUGUAUUGGGAAAUUGUGUUCGCAGGAGUUGUUAUAAACAAAAAAUAAUUAUUUUGUUGUUGCUUUAUAUUUUACCAAACAUCCUACCAUGCAGUAGUUAUCAUAUUGAGGCAUUUGAAAGUGAUACUGAGCCAAGUUCUCGAA